Molecule: messenger RNA, 1998 nt
Organism: Aspergillus affinis
Lineage: Eukaryota; Fungi; Ascomycota; Eurotiomycetes; Eurotiales; Aspergillaceae
Exons: 3
Coding region: 1-1998 (665 amino acids)
Biological process (GO): amine metabolic process
Molecular function (GO): copper ion binding; primary methylamine oxidase activity; quinone binding
Source: RefSeq, a predicted model, not a curated record
AUGUUCCACCCACUCGAUCCCCUCUCCCCGACCGAACUGCGCACCGUCUCGCAGGUCGUGCGAGCCUACCAUGCCCCGACUCCGGUUCGAUUCAAAGUCAUAGACCUGCUAGAGACCCCCAAGGUUACAUUUCUCUCGUACUUCCGGGACAAGACGCGAAGUGUCCAGGCGCCGCCUCGUAAAGGGUACACAUACUACUACAAGCAAGGGAGCCAGACGCUGCGCAAAGCAAAGAUCAACAUUACCACCGGCAAGGUGGAAGAAGAUACCGAACAUCCGGAUAUCCAAGGACCGGCGGAUAUCGAUGAGAUCGAGCGUCUUCUAGAUGUCUGCAGCAAGAGCGCCGAGGUUGCUAGGGAGGUUGAGAAGUUGAAGUUACCGAGGCAUUUUGUUUCCAGUCUUGCCACCGUCAUCAACGAUCCGUGGCUUUAUGGAACAGACGAUGCGAACGAGCGCCGUCGUUUGUACCAAUGCUAUAUGUAUAUGGUCCUAAAUGAUGACCCCGAAGCGAAUCACUAUUCCCUCCCUCUCCCUUUGGCUCCCAUCUUCGACGCUCAUACACUCGAGCUGCUUGAGAUCGAGAAACUACCCCUAGGGGUCGGUGCCGAGUUAGAAUCGGAAACCCAGCCAUGGGAACCUGCCGCCCCGGUCGAAUACAGUCCUACACUGCUAGGAAUAGAAUACUUCCGAAAAGACGUCAAGCCUCUGCAGGUGGCUCAACCGGAGGGUCCGUCCUUCAGAAUCGACGGUCGCCACAUCAACUGGCAGAAGUGGUCAUUCCAUAUGGGCUGGACGGUGCGCGAAGGACCAGUUCUGAACAAUGUCUACUACGACGGACGAUCGCUCUUCCAUCGCGUCUCAAUGAGUGAAAUGACCGUACCAUAUGGGGAUCCUCGCUCUCCGUACCACCGCAAACAGGCCUUCGACCUAGGUGACUCUGGGUUCGGUAUCACCUCCAAUACUUUGACCCUGGGCUGUGACUGUCUGGGACACAUUGCCUAUUUCGACGGCAUCCGGACCACGGGGGCCGGAGAGCCCUUGGUGAUGAAGAACGUGAUUUGUGUUCACGAAGUCGACGAUGGAGUCGGUUGGAAGCACACCAAUAUCCGAAAUGGACAUGCUUCCAUGGUGCGCAACAGGCAGCUAGUGAUCCAGUGUACGGCCACGGUCAUGAAUUACGAAUACAUCCUCGCCUUCAUAUUCGAUCAGGCAGCCAACCUGCAUGUCGAUGUGAAGGCCACCGGCAUUGUGUCGACCAUGCCGAUUAGCAAAAAGACCCUAUCGCCGUGGGGAACGGUCGUGGCUCCUGGAGUGCUCGCCGUCAACCACCAACACCUAUUCAGUGUGCGAGUAGAUCCAGCCUUGGACGGCGUGCGAAACACGAUUGUGUAUGAUGACAUUGUCCCUGUGCGGGGCGAGCCCGAUCUCGAUCCUUUUGGUUGCGCUUUCCGAGUAAACACCACGCCCAUCAAGCGACCGGGCCCGUAUGAUCUGGACCUGACCAAGUCCAGAACCUAUCGAAUCAUCAACCCCGACCACAUCAAUGCUGUGUCUGGCAAGCCAGUCGGCUAUAAGCUGCAUGCCCUGCCGAGCCAGAUGCUGAUGAUGGGACCCGAGACAUUCAACUACAAACGGGGUCUGUUCUCGAGCAAGCCCAUCUGGGUGACCUCGUACAAAGAAGGCGAGCUGUAUGCUGCGGGCGAGUUCACCAACCAAAGCCGAGAGGAUACGGGCUUGGGAGUCUGGGCCCAGCGGAAUGAAAAUGUCGAGAAUGAAGAUGUUGUGCUGUGGCAUACAUUUGGUGUGACCCACGUAACGCGACCGGAAGAUUUCCCGGUGAUGCCAGUCGAGAAAAUGUCGAUCUCUCUUAAACCAACCAGUUUCUUCGAACUGAAUCCUGCCAACGAUGCUCCUCGAUCAAGCCAGAGUCAGAGCCAAUCUACCUUGGUCGAACAUUCCAGUGUUGCUCCGGUCUCAUGUGGCAAGUGCAGUUUAUAG